Molecule: messenger RNA, 2975 nt
Organism: Salvia hispanica
Lineage: Eukaryota; Viridiplantae; Streptophyta; Magnoliopsida; Lamiales; Lamiaceae
Source: RefSeq, a predicted model, not a curated record
UUGGACAAUAAAAACUUAAUGCCUACCUCAGAUCUCUCCAAGCCUUUGACAUAAGCAUAGACACAUUCAUCCAAUUCUCUUUGUUCGUUUCUGCCUUCAAUUCUAGGAAAAUUCCAAUCUCUUCAAAUCCCACUUGUAUUUCUUCUUCUUUUUCUUUCUAUUUUUCCUCCUCCGUCAGUCUUAUUAUGCAAAAAAGACUCCAUUUUUUGGUGGCUGCAAUUCUGUGAAUGGUAUGUUUGUGCUUAUUAUAAUGCCUUGCUGCAGAGUAUUUUCCUCUUAAAUUCGAAGUCUUGCUUUUGCAGCAAAUUGCAGUCUCAUCUGAUGAAUUUGGACUGGAAACUCUGUCUACUUUUCAAUUGGAUCAUUUAUUUGUCAAGCUUCCUGUUUAAGAACUUCAUCUGCUGCCAAAAUUGAGCUGUCCCUUUCUCUGUCAUUGCAAUCUUUGGGUGUCAAGAACUUCAAUUGGAUAAUUUUAUGGUCUGUUUUUGGGGGUUUGCAUCUUCAAAAUUGCGGUAUUCCUUCAAAUUCUUGAAAGGAAAGGAAUAAAAAAUUAGUUGAAAGAUCGAAUUUUUCUUGUUCAUUGCUUGGUUUGGUUUAAACAAUUGGGGUUUGAUGUUUCAGAAUUGUGGGUUUUUUGAAAAAGUGGGGACCAUUGAAUCAGUUGAUAUAGUGGGUUUUCUGGUUGAGGUAUGCUGAGUUAGAGGGACUAGUUAUAGUUUGGUUUACUUUUGAUAUUGGUUGUUGCUGAAGCAAAUCUGUAUGUGGUGAUGGGAAAUUGGGGGUUUUCCUUGAUUCCUAUUGUAUUACUGUUGCUGCUGGAAUUCUGCAAUGGGAGUGUGCAACGUAUAGGGAGAAUAGAUCCAGGAUUCAGAGGUGCUCAAAUGCACUACAUAGACAAUGAUGGAAUGUUUAUGUUGUCGAACAACUCGAAUUUCGCCUUCGGUUUAACCACCACUGCUGCUGAUGUUACUCAAUUUCUUCUUGUUGUGAUGCACAAAAGCUCAACUAUAGUUUGGGCUGCCAACAGGGAUUCCCCAGUUAAGAAUUCAGACAGCUUCGAGUUCGAUGUCUCUGGCAAUGCCUUCUUGCAGAGUGAUGGAUCCACAAUCUGGUCUUCUGAUACUGCAAACAAAGGAGUUUCUUCAUUGCAGUUGUUGGAUAAUGGGAAUCUUGUUUUGGUUGGGAGUGAUAACACUAGCUUUGUUUGGCAGAGUUUUAGCCAUCCCACUAACACCCUUCUCCCAAAUCAAGAAUUCUCUCAAGGAAUGAGGCUUGUUAGUGACCGUGGCACGGCCAACUUGACUUACUCGCUUGAGAUCAAGGACGGGGACAUGUCUCUCCGCGCGGGUUUCAACCCCCCACAGCUGUAUUGGACUAUGAGAAGAGAUACCCGGAUAACCAUCAAUAAAGGGGGCGGUGCAGCGGCCUCAGCUAUUCUAAGUGGCAAUUCUUGGAAAUUCUAUGAUUCGAGUAAGGUGUUGCUUUGGCAGUUCAUCUUCUCGGAGAGCACCAAUGCAAAUGCAACGUGGAUUGCGGUGAUAGGCAGUGAUGGCUCUAUCACAUUCUCCAUGCUUCAAGGUAGCUCGACUAAUCCAUCUUCGACAAGAAUACCACAAGAUCAAUGUAGUAGGCCUACAGCCUGUGAUCCCUACGCAGUCUGUUAUCCCGGUAAUUCAUGCCAGUGUCCCUCAUCCAUUACCUCGUGCAAAUCUAUGGUCGCUCCUCCCUGUGAUGGUCAGGUAGAACUUGUUAGUGGCGGUGAUGAUCUGAGCUACUUCGCAUUGCCAUUUGUUCAGCCAUUCAGUAAGGAAACCACCUUAGACAGCUGCAAAGCUUCGUGUCUUAGCAAUUGCUCAUGUGGUGCUAUGUUUUUCCAGAAUAGUUCGGGGAAUUGCUUUCUGUUUAAUUACUCUCCUGAUGGAACCCGCCUCGCUGUCAAGCAACUCGAAGGCAUUGGCCAAGGCAAGAAGGAGUUUCGUGCUGAAGUGAGCAUCAUAGGCAGCAUCCAUCACGUCCACCUAGUCCGCCUCAGGGGCUUCUGCGCGGAUGGUAGCCACCGCCUCCUAGCCUACGAGUACAUGGCCAAUGGCUCCUUAGACAAAUGGCUGUUCAAGCAAGACAAAGGCGAAUUCUUGCUUGAUUGGAACACGCGAUACAACAUUGCUGUCGGAACAGCCAAAGGCCUCGCUUAUCUCCACGAGGACUGUGAUGUCAAGAUCAUACAUUGCGACAUCAAGCCUGAGAACGUGCUUCUCGAUGACCACUUCAUGGCUAAGGUCUCCGAUUUUGGGCUGGCGAAGCUCAUGACACGCGAGCAAAGCCACGUGUUCACAACGAUGAGGGGCACCAGAGGCUAUCUUGCACCAGAGUGGAUCACUAGCUACGCUAUAUCAGAGAAGAGCGACGUGUAUAGCUAUGGCAUGGUGUUGCUCGAGCUCAUUGGUGGCCGGAAAAACUAUGACCCUUCGCAGAGCUCUGAGAAGUCGCACUUCCCUUCGUACGCGUUCAAGAUGAUGGAGGAAGGUAAGUUGAAGGAGAUCAUGGAUGAGAAGCUGAAGAUCAAUGAGGAAGAUGAGAGGAUUGAUAUAGCCAUCAAAGUUGCUUUGUGGUGCAUACAAGAUGAUAUGCAUCUUCGGCCGCCUAUGACUAAAGUCGUGCAGAUGCUCGAAGGGCUGAGCCCGGUCCCUCCUCCUCCAACGGCUUCCCAGCUAGGGUCGAGGCUUUACUCAAGCUUCUUUAAGUCCAUCAGUGAAGGGGGCACCUCCUCGGGCCCCUCGGACUGCAACAGCGACGCCUAUCUCUCUGCGGUUCGCCUCUCAGGCCCUAGAUGACAGCUUGUGUUGUGUAAAUUGUAGUAGUUCAAGUUUUGUAACGCUAAAGAUAUCUUAAAUCUCAAAUAUAUGUCAUGUUUUGUAUUCUUCAUUUGUAAAUUAGUGAUUUUGAUCUAUAGAAAAGCUCUGUUUUUUUUUUGUUCA